AUCUCAACUUUUGAGCUUUCUCCAUAAAGUCCCACUUCUCAUAUCCAUUUCUCAAAAGUCAAUCAAUCUACCUGUUAGAAAUUUGCACGAAUUGUAUAGAGCCAUUAUUUCUAUAUAAAGUCCCAUUCUUCUUUAUAAAGUUUCAUUUUAUAAUAUUCACUUCUCAAAGAACAAGCUAGCCAUUGAAAGAGGAAGCUUAUUUCAUCAAAUCAUCAAAAAAAAAAAAAAUGGUGAAUUCCUUAUCUUCCAUCUUUAAUAUUAUCUUUCUUCUCACCAUGAUCUUGUCCUUUCGAUGCUCUUUUGGUUCGGAUUUUCUACAUUCAUCUUGCAAGAAAGCAGCAAAAAGUGAUCGAAGCUUUAGCUACAACUUCUGUGUUGAAAGCCUCAAGGCCAACCCUAAGAGCCAAACUGCUAAGAGCAUUGAAGAAUUGUUCAUAGUCUCUUUUGAGCUGACCAUCUCAAACGCAAGCGAAGUCGCUUCCUACGUUUCAAAGCUUUUGAAGGACAAAAAGUUUGAUGGUUAUGCUAGGGGUUGCUUGCAUGUUUGCUUGGAGCUCUAUUCUGAUGCUGUUUAUUCAUUGAAAGAGGCUCUUCGUGAUUACAUUAAAUCUAAGGAUUUGUCCAAUGCUAAUGUGGAAAUCAGCGCUGCCUUGGAUGCUUCUACUACUUGUGAAGAUGGUUUCAAGGAGAGGAAAGGUCUAGUGUCUCCUUUGACAAAAGAAAACAAUUUUUACUUCCAGCUGACUGCCAUUGCUCUCACUUUUUCCAGCAUGGUGCAUGUUGGUCAUAAAUAAUAUUAUGUAAGAUCAAUGUGUCUUUUGUUUUCUUUUUUCUGUUUGCUUAAUUGUCUAAGACAAAAAUUUCAUAUUGAAUAAUUUGGUAUAUAGCCUAAUGACAAAUUUACUAUAUUCUUGAAUAAUAAUUUGAAUUUGAAUUCUCC
Molecule: messenger RNA, 940 nt
Organism: Ziziphus jujuba (common jujube)
Lineage: Eukaryota; Viridiplantae; Streptophyta; Magnoliopsida; Rosales; Rhamnaceae
Product: putative invertase inhibitor
Exons: 1
Coding region: 228-794 (188 amino acids)
Biological process (GO): negative regulation of catalytic activity
Molecular function (GO): enzyme inhibitor activity
Source: RefSeq, a predicted model, not a curated record